Alternaria postmessia is the source of this 1050-nucleotide messenger RNA. RefSeq lists its product as uncharacterized. NCBI's taxonomy places the organism in Eukaryota, Fungi, Ascomycota, Dothideomycetes, Pleosporales, Pleosporaceae. The record is from RefSeq and is a predicted model, not a curated record. Gene Ontology annotation, cellular component: mitochondrion. Gene Ontology annotation, molecular function: electron transfer activity; flavin adenine dinucleotide binding. The coding region runs from base 1 to 1050 and encodes 349 amino acids. The transcript is spliced from 3 exons.
AUGUUCGCCGCCGCACGUCAGUCCGCCCUUCGCACAGCGCGAACACAGCUUCGGCAGUCGCAACCCACCGUCGUACCCCAAUACUCGGCCUUCGCACGGUUCGCGUCAACAUUCGCCAUUCUCGAGCAAAAGGAGGGAAAGAUUGUAUCACAGUCAUUGGCCGCCAUCACGGCAGGAACAAAACUCGGAGGCUCAAUAACAGCCUUCAUCGCUGGAAGUGGGGUCAAGUCGGCCGCAGAUGAGGCAGCCAAGUCAAAGGGUGUAGAGAAGGUUAUCUACGUUGAGAAUGGAGCAUAUGACAGGUGUCUUCCUGAGAACUAUGCGCCACUCCUGGUUGAAAACAUCAAGAAGGGUGGAUACACACACGUCGUUGCCGGUCACUCAGCAUUUGGAAAGAACAUAAUGCCACGUGUCUCGGCGCUGUUGGAUACACAGCAAAUAUCAGACAUUACCGACAUUAAGGGUGAAGACACAUUUGUCCGCCCAAUCUACGCUGGUAACGCCAUCAUGACAGUCCAAUCGUCGAACAGCACCAAGGUUAUCACCGUCCGAGGCACCGCAUUCCCCGCGCCCGAGACCGAAGGUGGAAACGCAACAGUGGAGGAGGGCAUUGACCCCAAGGCCGAAUGCUCGACAGAGUGGAUAUCCGAAGACCUCCAGAAGUCCGACCGUCCAGACCUUGGCUCGGCAGAGAAAGUUGUCUCGGGAGGUCGUGGUCUAAAGUCCAAGGAGGAGUUCGACAAGCUCAUGCCACCGCUAGCAGAUGCGCUCGGUGCGGCUAUCGGUGCAUCAAGAGCAGCAGUCGACAGCGGCUUUGCGGACAACAGUUUACAAGUAGGCCAGACUGGAAAGAACGUUGCGCCACAAUUAUACCUGUGUGCUGGUAUCUCCGGUGCUAUUCAGCAUCUGGCAGGCAUGAAGGACAGCAAGGUCAUUGCAGCUAUCAACAAGGAUGCCGAGGCACCCAUUUUCCAGGUCGCAGACGUCGGUCUCGUUGGAGAUCUUUUCGAAAAGGUCCCAGAAUUGACCGAGAAGCUCAAGUCGCAGUAA